AUGUCACCCCUGGCCACUGCCCUGCGUGGGGCUGGAGUGUGGAGUGGGCGCAUCAGUUACAAUAACAUGUUUGAGAUGCUGAAACACAUGUCCCCACCCCUGAGGCUGGGGGAGAAUUGCCCUGCUCGAGUUGCAUACAAGCUCCUGGUUCGCAUGAACAUGCCCAUCUCCAAUGAGGACAUGACCGUCCACUUCACGUCCACGCUGAUGGCCCUCAUUCGGACUGCACUGGAGAUCGAGCUGACUCCAGCCGGCACCAAGCAGCAUCAGUGUGAUGCAGAGUUGAGGAAGGAGAUUUCCUCUGUGUGGGCCAAUCUGCCCCAGAAGACCCUGGAUUUACUGGUGCCACCCCAUAAACCCGAUGAGAUGACCGUAGGAAAGGUUUAUGCAGCUCUGAUGAUAUUUGACUUCUACAAACAGAACAAGACCUCCAGAGCCCAGAUUCACCAGGCCACGGGAGGCCUGUCCCAGAUGGGCCCUGUGUCCCUGUUCCACCCUCUGAAGGCCAUGCUGGAGCAGACACAGCUGGCUGUGCUCCGAGGAGCCUGGGUUUUCCUUCAGCAGAAGAGCUCUGCAUCCCUCAGCAACGGCGGGGCCAUACAAACCCAGGAGAGUGGCAUCAAGGAGUCUGUUUCCUGGGGUACUCAGAGGACCCAGGAGGUACCCUAUGAGGCAAGGACACCCCUGGAGUGUGGCCACUCUACAGAGAUCCUGGUGCAGCCAGGAAAACUGGCUGUGGACGUCCAGAUGCAGAGCAUGGCCCUGAGAGGUCCUGACGGGGAGCCCCAACCUGGACUUGAGAACCAGGGCCGAGCGGCCUCCAUGCCUCGCCCGGCUGCAGAGACUCAGCCGGCCCCCAACGCCAGCCCCAUGAAGCGCUCCAUCUCCACACUGGCGCCCCAGCGUCCCCACGUGGCUCAUCUCUGCAGCGCUGCCCUGGACCGUGCCCCAGCCAGCCAGGCUGCGCCCCAUCACCACCACCGCUGCCAUUGCCGCAGGGACAGGAAGCAGAAGUCCUUGGAGAAGGGGCCCAGCCUCGCAGACACAGAUGGCGCACCCAGCAGUGCUUCAGGGCCAGGCCCACCCCCAGGAGAGGGGCCCACAGGCUGCCGGAGGGAGCGCAGACAGGAGCGGGGCCGGUCCCAAGAGUGGAGGCAGCCCUCUUCCUCUUCCUCGGAGAAGCAGCGUUUUUACUCCUGUGACCGCUUUGGGGGCUGGGAACCCUUGCAGCCCAAACCCUCCCUCAGCAGCCACCUCACGUCACCAACAGCUGGGCAGGAGCCAGGACCCCUGAGACCGUUGGGUGGUGGUUCAGUGAAUGGGAGCCCCUUGUUGCCAACAUCCGGUGCUAGCACCCCUGGCCGUGGUGGGCGGAGGCAGCUCCCCCAGACUUCGCUGACCCCCUGUCCCAGUGUCACCUACAAGAUGGGAUCUUUGCCUGUCCACUUUGUUGGGGCACAGAGCAGCCUCCCCACCUUUUCCCCGGGCCGGCUUAGCCGUGUCAUUUCCGAACACAACGCUCUGCUCCAGAGAGACCCCCUCAGCCAGCCCCUGGCCGCCAGCUCUAGGAUCAGCUCUGACCCUUACUUGGGGCAGCGUCUGGACAGUGAGAACACUGCCCGCACCCAGCCCGAAGAUACGCUUACCCUCGAGGAGGCUGUGGCCACCAACUCAGGCCGCUCCUCCCGGACUUCCUAUGUGUCCUCUCUGACCUCCCAGUCGCACACCCUCCGCUGCGUGCCCAACGGCUACCACUGCACUCUGGGGCUCAGCUCGGGUGGCCGGGUUCGGCAUAGCUACCACCACCCCGACCAAGACCACUGGUGCGAGCUGCACCUCUGCUGCACGCCUGCUCAGCGG
This is a messenger RNA of Callorhinus ursinus (northern fur seal), 1860 nucleotides long. Lineage: Eukaryota; Metazoa; Chordata; Mammalia; Carnivora; Otariidae. The record is from RefSeq and is a predicted model, not a curated record.